UAAAUUUCUUUGUUAUUUAUCCUAGUAGUCUGCAUUUGAUUUAUUUAAUCUAAUAAUCACAAAAUGGGUCUUUUGGAGUUGUGUGAAAAAUACUUCCAAACCAAAAAUCUAUACGAAGUUCUUGAAAUCACUGAAAAAGCUACGGAUAAAGAAGUUAAAAAAGCGUAUCACAAGUUAUCUCUCAAAGUGCACCCGGAUCGUGUUGAUGAAAAAGAUAAGUUAGAAGCCACUGAGAAAUUCAAGGUCCUUGGAGGUGUUCAUGCAAUCCUCAGCGACUCGAACAAGAGAGCCACCUACGACGAGACGAAAUGCGUUGACGACGAUGAUGAUGUAGUAGUUGACCGCGACUGGACAGUAUAUUGGAGACUGUUGUUCAAAAAAAUAACAGAUGACGACAUUAUUGCCUAUGAAAAGGAAUACAUUGGAUCUGGAGAGGAACGCAAUGAUCUCAAAGUAGCUUAUUUAGCGGGUAAAGGUGACAUGGACUAUAUUGUUGAUCAAGUGCAGUUUGCCAGGAGCGAGCAUGAAGACAGACUUAAGGGCAUCUUGAGAGAUUUGAUUGCCAAAGGAGAAAUUCCAGCAUAUAAAAAAUUCACUCAUGAGCCAGAGAAAAAACGCCAAAGGAGGAUUGCGAAAGAAAAUCGAGAAGCAGUGGAGGCCGAGGAAUUGAAAAAAGAAUUGGGAGUUGGUUCAGGUCCCAAUAGUCUGGAACUCAUGAUAAAACAAAAGCAGCAGGCACGGGCGCAACAGAUGGACUCGUUAAUUGAUAGUUUGGCGGCUAAAUAUGGUGGCGGGAAUAAGCCAAAGGCUACGAAGAGGAAGGCCGCCACUAAAACUGAAACUGCUUCAAAGAAUAAGAAAAGAAAAUGAGAUGUAACGGGAUCAGCGUAAGGCCGUUUUUACACACGCGGAGCGUUGCGUUGGUUUUAGGCAGCGCAGGGCGCACUAAAGGGUAUGGCGAUGUGGGAGCAUUUU
Messenger RNA from Cydia strobilella, 975 nucleotides. It is a transcript of the gene DnaJ-10, whose product is annotated as dnaJ homolog subfamily C member 9. Gene Ontology annotation, molecular function: heat shock protein binding. Gene Ontology annotation, cellular component: cytoplasm; nucleus. The transcript has 5 exons. Bases 64 to 870 code for a protein of 268 amino acids. Lineage: Eukaryota; Metazoa; Arthropoda; Insecta; Lepidoptera; Tortricidae. The record is from RefSeq and is a predicted model, not a curated record.